AGGAUGUGGAGGGCUCCGCUUCUUCUCAGCCUCGUUUCUUUCUCCGCCUCGCAACAGAUAUUCAGAGGAAAUCCAAGAUCAUUUCAGGUAGAUAUUUCUCCGACUGGUCAGAUCCAGGGUUGGAUGGUUUGGGAGAUUGGGGGAGACGGAAAAUUCUUCCUAAAACACAAGGAACAGAUAACAGUGAUACCAGACGAGAAAGACAAGAUCACCUCAGAACAGUUCCAAUAGCUCAAGAUAAGCUUAUAACAGCUCCAAUAGCUCAAGAUGAGUUUAGAACAGCUCCAAUCGCUCAAGAUCAGCUCAAAACAGCUCCAACAGGUCAAGAUGAGUUUAGAACAGCUCCAGUCGCACAAGGACAGCUCCGAAAACCGUCCGAAGAUCGCAGAAAAUUAUUCGGUGGAAGACGAAGGGAAGGAGGAGGAGAAGCAGGGAGUGGGGGUGUCCCAAGGGGUGCUCCUAGGGCCGACCAAGGGGCCAGGGCUAUAAAUAAAGAACUAGUGGGGGAACGAAGAUCCCAGCAGAACUAUUUUAGAGAAAAUCAGGCGAGUGGUGCACUAUAUGAAGACGACAUUUAUGAACAUGCGGGAAGUAGGAGACAAGAAAUCCGAGAGUAUAGACCAAGAAGGAUUAAAACUGGAGAAAUCAAAUCUCAAGGGGGUGGGAGACCUUUCGUGAAUAGAAGACCUUCUAUAGAAGAAUUCAAGGCGCCACAAAGACAAGAAACCUUGAGACCAUCAGCUCCGAACAAUAUAAGAAUAAAACAGCAGCAGGAGGUCUGGCCAGACAUUACUCCGAGACAGAUUCAAACAACCAAGAAUGAUGAGAGUACUAGUAUACGGUUCUAUGAACCUGAGGAUUUCUCAAUGCAACCGCCAACAACAACAAAUAGUGCUGGAAGACGUAAACAAAUAUUCUCUGAAGAUCAUCCUGGUUCCUUGAGUUUUGGUAUUUUUAAUAGCCCCGCCUCCUCCACAACUAAGAAUGCCGAGGAAGUUAGAUCCCAGACCGAGUCCUGGUUUCAAACAGAUGUUAUCAAUAAUGACCAAUCCAAGGCUGAGGAGAAUAGCAGGGUUAACCUCAAUACAGAUAAUGAAAAUAUAAGAUGGGGGAGUGUACAUAGUUCUACGCAAAAACCAGUUUUAAGUGAAGAAACAGUUGAAGAGAGAGAGGAACAACAAAGAAUUAAGAUAAAACCUAAACGUUGGAAUUCAGAUUUUGAACACUUUAAGCAGCAGUCAGGCCUAGAGGAAGAAAUAUCUCAAUCUAAGAAAUAUUCAAUGAAUUAUGACAGAUUAGGUCAAGCUAAUCAAAGAUCAGAAAUGAAAGAAGAAGAAAAUAAAGAACCAAGUUUACCUACUGUAAGGUUUAACAGAAAGCCCAUAGGAGUACGAAGAAAAGAGAUGAGGGAUAGAGAACUCCCAAGGGAAAGAACAGAAGAAAACAAGUUUAACGAUUUCAAAGAUAUUGAUAACAAUCUUAACAAGGAAACACCAAAUUUAGGUGAUAAGCAUACACCCAAUCCUGACUACUUCAACAGAAAUUCUGCCGAAAGAAAUUUUGAUAGAGAGCUGUUCAAUAAACAUAGAAAAGAUGCUUUGGACCUACAAACAUCAACUACAGCUCCAAAUUAUGACAAUCAGGAUCGUAGGAAAACAAAAGUUAUGAUGAGACGUCCCAACUCAGAAAUUAGGUCAAAAAUUACCGGGAAGUCUAUGGAAAGCAUUGCAGGUGAUAUGAUUGAUGAAUUCCCAGAAAUAGACUUGGACAAAGGUUUAAAUAUCGACGCAAAGUUAGAUGAUAUGGCCAUGGAGGAGGAACCCAAAAUGUUUGAUGUCAACCAGUACAACAGAGAUUCAGAUGAUCAAAGUUUUACGAGUAAACAACUUCCUCCUCGUAUCAAUUAUGAUGAUCAAGAUCGAAGGAGAACCAAGAUAAUCAGCAAACGUCCAAACUUUGAUAUUCAGACACCAUUUAUUAAAGCCAUGGAAAAUAUAAAGAUAAACCUGUUUAAUGAUCCCACCACAGCCCCACAAUUUGAAUCAAUCAUCCCAAAUGAGAAGCCUGAAUUUGAUGAGAAAAGUAAAGAAGGGUUGGGAUUUUUUGGACCCUUUUUUGAUUUAGAUUUUCCAAGUGAGGAUGACGUUGUUCCUUUUGAAAACAUUGUAGAAAAGGGGAAAACUGAGGAGCAAACUUCAACAUCUUCUUCAAUGCCAAGUAUUUUUCUUCCAACUGUGAACCCUGAACCCUUUUCAAGCGAGGAACCUAAAGUAGAGUUCAAUGAUUUUAUUUCCAGUAUUCCUGAGUUUGAGGAUGAUGCUCCCUUAACCAUAAUUCCAAUGGGCGAAGAUCUACCCAAAUCUGUAAUGGAAACUGAUCCAGAAGUAUCUGCUACGAUAUCCUACAAUGAUAAAGAACUUAGUUCUGAAGAAUCUGGCAUCAUGAAAGAGAGUACUAGGAUUUCCACCAGUUUGCCAUCAGAUGAUGCUAUGCCCUUGGAUGUUGUUUUUUCAACCAGCGAACUUCCACAAGCAGAGGAUAUAAGUAAUAUACUGGAAGAAAAUGAAUAUUCCAAGACACACAUCAGACUUCAGAAAACCAAGGCAAGAGAAACGGUUAAAACUUUGGAAACGAUUGUUAAACCAACAGUUCCCUCAACUGCUACUUCAAUAUCUGAUGUGCAGGAAGAAAAUAGAUACUCCCUAACACAUAUCAGUAAAUUGAAAACCAAGAAAAAUUCUGGGGCACCAAGAGAUUACUCCAAAGUACAGGUCAAAGAUAUUUUAAAAAAGAUGCCUGUAUCAAAGUUGACCCCAUUACUUAGGAGUGGAGGGUUUCAAGUGUCUGAUCUAUUUAAAAAAGUUCCAGAAGCUUUGGAUUUAGUUUUCAAAGCAAUGGGAGAUGACAGCUUUCUGGAGGAACAGUUGUCUGAUAAUGGAAAAGGUGAUGAAGAUGAUGAAGAAAUGAAAAUGGCAGAAUCAGAAUCUCAGAAAGAGGAAUCUCUUGAAGCUGAUGAAACAGAUUCUGAGAAUAAGUUAAAAAUGCCCUGGCCAUCAAGACCAAAGAUGGAGAGAAAAUCAAACUCAAGGUCUUAUCAAUCAUCUAGAGAAGAGGAUAAUGCAAAUGAAGUCAACAACACAGAGAAAAGGGAUGAUGAGGAUCUACGGAAAGAAGCUCAAAGUAUGGAUGUGAAAUCAUUGAUGAAGAAAAUUAGUCCAAUGAGUCUAAGUGAGGUUUUGCAAAUUGUAGGAUUUUCUCUUCCAGAUGUUAUGGGAGGAGACAAAAAUGCAAUCUAUGCAGUUUUAAAGUAUCAUAAAAAUAAAAACAGCCCAAAAUUGGAAACCAAAUCAGAAACAGAACCAGAGGAUGAUUCAGAACCUGAAUAUAACAAUGAAAGGAAAUGGAGGCCAAACUCAUCAAAAGAGGAUGCUGAAAUAUCCAGCUCUACAGCAGCAACUACAACUACUAAAGAAUCAAGUAAUCCUAAACGAAAAACAAGUGCCAUAGAUUUGUUUGCAAAAUUUAAAAAGAAGUUUAGAACUGUGACAACCACAGCUAAAAGUACAACCCUGGCCCAAAAUAUGGUAACCUCAGCCAAUAGAAGGUUUGGAGAAAGAACAACUCGCCGUAGAUACAGUUCUGAAUCUGCCCCUGAAAAAGAGGAUAAAAUUUUAGAUGAGAAGAUUUUAGAUUUGGAAAAACUCUCUGAAACAAAAGAAGAGAAAGUUGAGGAAGAAAAAAAAUCUUUUGAUAAAAAUGAGUUUAAAGAUUAUUAUGAAGAUUCAAUUGCAGAAAAGCAGGAUGAAAAUGAAGAAAUGGUUGCAGUUACUUCCCCAAAUGAUGAUAUGAUGAAUUAUACACUUGGCAAUCUAAACAUGACUGUUGACGACUUUAAGGAGAGAAAAGAUGAUUUGACUGUACCAGAUCUUAGCCAAAUCUUUGACACAAUCACAAGAAAAUCAGACUCAGAGCCGGAUAUUAUCUAUGGAGCUAAGACACCAGAGAAAGACAAAGAAGUCCAAAAGAAAGAGCGGCCAAAAUAUAUUCAAAUGGAUUUUGGUAAAGGUGGAUAUAGAGGCGGAUACAGCAAUCCAUUUAACACUAGUUUAAGUGGAAACUGGGGAUCUGGAAGCUCAGGUUUAGUCACCAAUAGACGUACUUCAACCACAACAAGAAGUCCAAUAACCUAUUUUGACAUCAACGGUGAUCUUGUUGAAGAUAACCUUGACAUAAACAGUCUAAGUGAAAACUCCCUGCUAGGGGAUUAUGAAGUUAUGGAUUAUCUUGAUCAAUAUAUUGAUGAGAGCGUUGAAGAUGUACCUGAAGGUAUAAAGAGUGCACUGAUUGCAAGUUCUGUGGUGGGUGGCCUAGCCGUAAUCCUCUUUCUGACAAUUUUCAUGCUCUGCUUGUGGAAGCAGAUGAAGAGUAAGCUGAGGAUGUCAGGAGACUACCCAGAGGAGAAAAGAGGAGUUCUCUCUUGGCUCUUCUGUGCUAGGAAGGAGACUGAGGAGAAAGAGCAGAGUGGGUAUUUUAACAAGGUAUCAACAAGCGUGGAGCAUUCAGAACCAAACUAUAGCACCACAAGUUCUGAAGAGUACUGAUUUUACUACCAAGAAGAAAAUUGAAGACUGCUUAUUUUCAAUGAAAAUUCUUCAAAAGUCGAUCUAGGGUUUGUAGAUAUUUCCUAACAUCUGAGCUAGCUAAAGCUUAAAGACAAUUUCUGUUGAAAAAUCAUGUCAAAUUAUCUACUAAAAAAACAUUGUACUUUAGGAAAUUAAUUUUAUUAUUUUAUGUUUUGUACUCUUUUUCUUCCGGAAAUUGUGUGGGGGUUGUGCAAUAUUUAAAGAAUCUCUGUGAUUUAGUGAAUCAAAGACACUGGUAGAAAUGUGCAAUAUAAAUUAUAUUUGUGUUAACUAUG
Messenger RNA from Eurytemora carolleeae, 4918 nucleotides. RefSeq lists its product as uncharacterized. The record is from RefSeq and is a predicted model, not a curated record. Lineage: Eukaryota; Metazoa; Arthropoda; Copepoda; Calanoida; Temoridae.